Ochotona curzoniae (black-lipped pika) is the source of this 861-nucleotide messenger RNA. RefSeq names its product butyrophilin subfamily 1 member A1-like. The coding region runs from base 40 to 861 and encodes 273 amino acids. The transcript is spliced from 4 exons. Gene Ontology annotation, biological process: T cell receptor signaling pathway; regulation of cytokine production. Gene Ontology annotation, cellular component: external side of plasma membrane. The record is from RefSeq and is a predicted model, not a curated record. Lineage: Eukaryota; Metazoa; Chordata; Mammalia; Lagomorpha; Ochotonidae. Gene Ontology annotation, molecular function: signaling receptor binding.
CCCACAACACUCUUCUCUAUCCUGCUGCUCCAGGUGCCCAUGUGGGGCUCAGAUUCUUUUGAAGUGAGUGGCCCCUCAGAACCCAUUGUGGCUAUGCUGGGCACAGAAGCUCUGCUGCCCUGUUAUGUGACCGCAACCGUGGAUAUGAAGAAUGUGGAACUGCGAUGGUUCCGCACCCAAUACACAGAGGUUGUGUAUGUGUAUCAGGAUGGGAUGGAGCAGGCGCAAGAGCAGCUAGUGGAUUACAAAGGACGAGUAGAGCUGCUGAAGGAUCAGAACCCACAGGGGAGAGUGGCUGUGAGAAUCCGCAGGCUCCGGGUCUCAGACAAUGGGAUGUACAAGUGUUUCUUUAAACAAGAUGACAACUCUGGUAAAGCCACUUUGGAGCUCAAGGUCAUAAGUCUUGGUUCUGGUCCUCGCAUCGUCAUUGUGGGUCCAGAAGAUGAAGGCACAAGGCUGUCGUGCACUGGCAAGGGGUGGUUUCCCCAGCCUGAAGUACAAUGGAAGGAUGAAAGUGGAGAGAAGAUUGCAUCUGUGUCUGAGAACAAGACCCAAGGUGAUGACGGGUUGUUCCAGAUAGAGAUGUUCCUCAUUGUGAGAGACAGAACAAAGGGAAAAGUGUCCUGCUGCAUGAAGAACCACUUCCUUCUACAGGAGCAAGUGGCCACAGUAUCUGUCCCAGAGCCCUUUGUCCCUAGGACCUCCCCUUGGAUGGCAACAUUUGUUAUGACUUUCAUCAAUACUCUGAUUUUGCUGAGUGCUGCUGCUGUGCUUUUUGCUUGGUACAAAAAGCAAGAAAAGAAAAUGAGGGAGACCAAGGAUGAAAAGGAGAAAGAAAGAAUUGAUAAAGGUGCACUGUGA